GAGAGAAAGAGAGAAAAGAAACGUGUGUGCGUAUGUGUGUCUGCGUGUAUGUGUCAGAAGGUAAUAAAAUGUACAAUAUAACAUAGCGGAGUAAUACAGAGAUAAUGGAAACUACUAUAAUAGAAUAAUAACGCAGUAUAAUAAUCAACACGUAAUAUCAUAUGGUACGUCAUAGGAUCAUAUUUCAGAGAAAUAGAGAGAUUACAUCUGUUCUAAACCUCCAUUGAAUUUUUUCUGGAUAGCGGUGAAUUGAUAGCGAACGCCGUUGAAUAUUAAAGAAUCAAAUCAAGUCCUUGAGUUAAACAACAUUUUGUUAUUUUUAUUUUGUUAAUUUCCAUGUGUGUCGAAAUUUAUUGUUUUAACAUAAAAUGCGUAGUUAAAAAAGCAAACCUCAUCCAAUUAACCCAUUUCUAUGAUUAAAUUGCUUAGUUUCAAAGUAAAUAGUGUCCGCAUCGAUGUACGCACCUAGUAAAUAAUAAAUUACAUUUGAAUCAAAUUUAACAUUUUUAUAGUUAACUUGUUUAAAUUUUUUAGUUUUAAUUGACGAUAUAUUAAAUAGGAGCAACGGCGACCUAUAAAAAUGAUUAAAAAUAACUCUUGGAUAGAGUUCGACAUUACGAAUUUAACAGGGUACGGGCUGUUUUCGAGUAACAUAAUUUAGAUUGCAAGCGAGAUGCAGUUCUAGAAAUUCGAUUUAACGGGUUCAGAGGACACGUCACGAAAAAUCGGAGCGAGGCUCGGAAAAUCGUGGAAAAGCGCGGAGUUUUAUUAUCGCGAUCGCGGAAGUUCGCGGUGAAACGCCUUUAUUUGCUCUGGCGAGCGUAACGCACGCUAUUAAGUGCGUUGUUAUGAGACCUCGCGUCAUCGGGACGAGAUGCGAAGACCUUUCAGAGACGCUCGCGUUAACGUCGCCUAACCAACCGUGUGCUUUAACUAAGUUUCCGCGCCCGGGAAGCACACACAGCCGGGAAUAAAUCGGCGCACGCGACACUCCUAUCGCUGUAAUCAACAGGUUCGAUAAAGCGGAUUACCGAUUCCGCAUUACAGUCAAUUAAGAACGUAUCAUCUUGCGUUCAAAGACACAAAACCGUUAACGUCUUAAUUAACUAAACCUUAACAAAUCAAUUUUAUCUCCCGUAAAAUUUUAAAUUCUGCUCGUUAGAACCUUUCAGCACGCAUCUCAGAGAAGUUGUCGAAAUAAUAUGAAAUAUAUCUCGGGCAAUCUCGUAUUUUUAAAUAAAGGAAAAUUGUCUGUUCGGGAUCCGUCACGUUUGCGAAAUGUUCUGCGUCAUUGUUGUUACAAGGAGCACGAACAUCCACCGUUUUCUCGUGGCGUAGCCCUAUGAUUUGGGAGAUGAAUCGCGAUCCCCCCAAACGACAACGAAAGAUUGACAUUACAAUCAUAAUUAUCGAUGCAAUUAAUUUUUGUUGUGUUAGAGAAGGGAAGGUGAACGCUGCUAGUAGCGCAUCUCGUCCUUCGGCGUCAUAAUUAAAUUUCGCUUCGCUGCUUCUCAGUUUAUACGUGACGAGACGUAAAUGCAUAAUAAUUUAUGCCUCGUUGUCCAGGCUUGCUAUUAAAACGUUAGACGAGACCAUGUGGAUAGGACACGUCUGAACUGCACGGAUCAGCUGAGAUAUCACAGCCGCACGGUUGCGGUCCGGGAACUCUGGUUUAAUUAACGAGAAGUUAUACGUUCCGUCACUUGUACAUUCCAUUUAUCCCCACGCAGUUAUCACGCAGAACUUUCUUUCGCAAAUUGCAUUUCACGUCAACAAACUGUACCUCUACUCUUGUAUUAUAUUAUAUUUUAUAAAAAUUACAUUUAAAUGCGUAUAUUCUUCGUUAUAAUUUUCAUGAAUUGUAUUAUAUCGUAUUAUCAUGUAACUUUUAUAACUUUGACUAUGUUAUGUUAAUGAUACCUUUGCAUAACCAAACAUACGAUAAUUAGUUUCAUAAAUACAACUCGGUGUAACAGCGUUUCAUUAGCAGAGCUUAAUUAACUGUGCAAAUUAAAAGAGCGUUUUAAUAAACUCUUUGCGCGCAAUGAAAUGCAAUAUGCAAAAUAGCGGUUCUUUAUCGAGAAAUUAAAAAAAAAAAGAGACAAACACACCAAAGAAAAAUAUCCGUUGCUUUUCUGCGACACGUUGAGGAAACAAACGUCGUAUUAUUGAUCCAGCUUAAUUCUGCUUAACCGCUAAUUAGCCGGCAGCGAAUCCUCCUUUCUCCCGGCGGCGCACGCUCCGCCGAUUCUCGUCUCGCAGCGGCCGGCCUUGCCGUUAUUUUCGUUAUCGAUAUUAUGACGUCGUUAUCAUUUGCGCGGCCACGGAGUCUGCGGAGGCUGGCGGAGCGGAAGUGAUAACGUCAGAACCAUUCGAUCGUCCGCGAACUAUCGGCCGUGGCUAUCGAUAGAGCCGGCGUAGUUGCGUGAAUAUCAACAAGUUGCGCAGACGUGCCGGAAGCAUUUGUCCUUCUGCAUUUGAUCGUCGUCGAUCGUCGAAGGGAGGAGCGUUUCGCGAUAAGAUUAACGUGAGAGACGUCGCAUCAUUGUGAUCGCAAACGUCGCGUGUGAGCUUCUCGCGAGUCGAUUUUUCCUUGCGAAAGAUUAUCCAGAGCUAGAGAUGAGGACGAUCGAAAAAAAAGAAACUUCGAAUAAAAAACUCAAAUUCACGGUAUAAGUGAAACGGCAAUAUUAGCACGCAAACGUAAUCAAAAUGGGACAUAAAGUAGGAUAAGAGAAUCGUAUCGCUGAAGAUCGAUGAGUGACUUCUGUUUCUUCGUCGAAGAGCCAGCCAAAAAGUCGUAAAGACGGAAAAGGAUUUUUAAAAUGUAGAUUUUAUUUUCGAGAAGCCUUGACUCUCUGUUCGGCGGAAAAGCUUCUUUCCGGGGCAUAACGACGCGGAAAGAAAAAUUUGGCAACGGGCGCAUCGCAGAGAGAAGGCAUUUCCCCUGGAGUAACCGAGAGAGUGGUGGCCACUUUGCUCGCGGUCGACGCGACGACGCGACGAUUGCAGGCCGUCGUCGUCGCAUUAAUUUCGUAGUGGUCGCCAUUGAGAGUGGUUUUUAUGGUGGCUCCCUACCACCCGCGCGCACCUUUAUGUCGCGACUGAAUGGACAGGGCGAGCAGCAGCGACUGCCGGCUCCUCUAUGAGAUAAUAGGCCCGCGAGGCCGUGCCCGUGCCAUUCAGGCCCCGACCCCGGCGACCGAUUCGGGAUCGAAUCGCGAGAGAGAGACCGAGAAGCGAGAGGCGAGGGCGGACAUCGCCGCUGCGGCCCGCAGUCAUGCUCACCAUACAGAACGAUAUGUCGCCGCGCAACGGUUCCUGCGUGGCAGAAGUGAGCUCCGUGAGGAGUCUUUCGUCGGAUGAUGUUUCGGGAGCCAAAGCGAACCGGAAGAAGUCGUGCUGGGCCCGUGCGACCGAUCCGGCCCACCGUCGCGGUCGACGGAUCCAGCUGCUACAGAUGUUGGUGCUGCCCUUUAUACCGAUCCUCGCCCUGAUCGUGCAGACCGCCAAUACCCUCCACGACAUCCUGAUCUAUCGCCAGGAGGUGUCCGACAUAGAGACGCAGGUGACGAUAGCGACGGAUUUGGGCAAAAUGGUCACCAGCAUGCAGCUGGAGAGAUCCGAAGUGGCUUUUUUCAUUUACACAAACGGCAACACGUUAAGGUCGAAUCUGACGCAGAGAUUCGCCAUAACCGAUCAGGAUCUCCUCAACAUGAGCACGUGGCCGCUGGUGUCUGUGCCUACGGACGAGAGCAAGACGCAAACGUACGACGUAGUAAGCAAGGAGGCCUUCCAGGCGCGCCUAGAGGACUUCAGGCAGAAGAUCAGCUCGGAGGAGAGCAGCAUCUCGGAAGUGAUGUCGUGGUACACGAGCGUGAACGCAGCUAUGCUGGACCACCUGACUAAGCAGAUCAAGGAGACGGACAACAGCGGAGUGUGGAGGUAUUUGAUAGCCUUCAAGAAUCUCCUGCGGAGCAUCGAGAGCCUCGGCAUUGCUUCCGUGGAAGGGAUUAAUUAUUUCGGUCGAGGUAUCCUCCAAGGCGAAAAUUACAUCAGUUAUGUUCGCCACGAGGCGCUGGGCCGUGACCUUCUGACCGCCGCCUUGACGUACGUGCCCUCCCUGAAGAAGUUUUACCACGAUCUCACGCGCACCAUGCCCGAGUACGACAAGAUCAAGGCAAGACGGGAUGAAAUCCUGCGGAAUCAAAGGAGGGAGUCGAGCGUAGACGACGCAAUCGCUUAUCUCGAUUCAAUGGCCACUUACAUCGACGAGCUGCGUAAGCUGCAGCGAGAGUUACGUCACAUGAUAAGGGAUUACGUCAAUUCGACGUUACAAGACGCGAGCAACAAGGAAGUCGCGGGGAUCGCUAUCGUCGUUCUGGUCCUAGUGGUAUCCCCCAUCAUCAUCAUACUGAUGCGCAACGCCGUCGCCACCAUUCAGAUGUACGCUGCAAAUUUGGCUCAAAAGGCACGCGAACUCAAACGCGAAAAGAGGAAGAGCGACACAUUGCUCUUCCAAAUGCUUCCACCCAGCGUUGCCCAACAACUCAAGCAGACCCAGCAGGUGCCAGCGGAGUAUUACGAGGCGGUGACCGUCUACUUCAGCGAUAUAGUUGGCUUCACGGAGAUCGCCGCGGAGAACACGCCUCUCGAGGUGGUAACGUUCCUUAACUCGAUCUACAAGCUGUUCGACGCACGCAUCGAGUGCUACGAUGUCUACAAGGUGGAGACUAUCGGGGACUCCUACAUGGUCGCUUCCGGUCUACCCGUUAGAAAUGGUAAAAGUGACAAGCACGUGUCGGAGAUCGCCACGAUGGCGUUGGACUUGCUGGCGGCUUCAUCCGUAUUCCAGGUGCCCAAACGUCCCGGCGAACGACUACAGAUACGAAGCGGGGCCCACACCGGGCCCGUUGUAGCCGGUAUCGUCGGCAGCAAGAUGCCUCGUUACUGUCUCUUCGGCGAUACCGUGAACACCGCGAGUCGCAUGGAAUCGACCGGCGAAGCUCUGCGAAUUCAUAUCAGCUUAGAGAUGAAAAAAGCACUCGACGCGGUGGGCGGUUUCAAGAUCGAGCAUCGUGGCCUUGUUGACGUGAAGGGCAAGGGCCUCAUGGACACGUACUGGUUAGAGUGCAAAGACGGCGGUAUUGCACGCGCUGCCGAGCUCGACCUGCCGUCAUUCUUCGAGGACGUGCGACCGGUCUUCAUGCGGCGCUUGCGUGAAGAGGGUACUCUCUGAUGCGAGCCGUACUCUCGUCGAGACCUCUGGUACCUGAAUCGGCGCCCGAACCCUUGCAUCGUUCGACUGUCCCAG
Solenopsis invicta (red fire ant) is the source of this 5314-nucleotide messenger RNA. RefSeq names its product receptor-type guanylate cyclase daf-11. Bases 3281 to 5239 code for a protein of 652 amino acids. Gene Ontology annotation, molecular function: peptide receptor activity; guanylate cyclase activity. Gene Ontology annotation, biological process: receptor guanylyl cyclase signaling pathway; cGMP biosynthetic process; intracellular signal transduction. The record is from RefSeq and is a predicted model, not a curated record. NCBI's taxonomy places the organism in Eukaryota, Metazoa, Arthropoda, Insecta, Hymenoptera, Formicidae. The transcript is spliced from 15 exons.